Molecule: messenger RNA, 4199 nt
Organism: Actinia tenebrosa (Australian red waratah sea anemone)
Lineage: Eukaryota; Metazoa; Cnidaria; Anthozoa; Actiniaria; Actiniidae
Product: inactive rhomboid protein 1
Biological process (GO): regulation of epidermal growth factor receptor signaling pathway; regulation of protein secretion
Cellular component (GO): endoplasmic reticulum membrane
Molecular function (GO): serine-type endopeptidase activity
Source: RefSeq, a predicted model, not a curated record
GGCAGCUUUGCUUGACCGAAUCUGUUGUGUGCAGUGGAGCUUUGUUUAAAUCAGUCUUUUCUUGUCGAAUUGUAAAAUAUACAGAGUUUCAUGCGUAUUUUUUAAUGUGCUAAGACAUGGCUAGUGCUUAUCAGCCUACAACGGAGCACAGAGAAUCGCAGGAGUCUAUCGGGGUUACCUGUAAUCCUGCAAGAUGGAGCGGGCGAAAGAAAAAACAUGAUCUCCCUAAAGUUCAUGUUAGCGAUCCAUCUGGAAGUGAAUCAAAAGAUCAAGGCGAAUCUCACCCAAGGUUGUUUGCCAGCUGUAUGAAGCCACAAAGAACGACCAGUGUAGCUGUGACCCCUUCUGGUUCCAUUGGUUCUUUGGCUUCUCCUGCGAACGAAUACCCCGACGAUACUAAAGGCAGUACGAGCAAAUUAGAGAGAGCCAAAACCAUAAAAAAGAAAAUAUUAAAAAGCACAGAACAGUUUUUUGGGCUCUGCGACGACCAAGAAGAGCAAAGCCAACUAGAACGCAAAUGGACCCAGAGAAAAAGAAGGCAUUAUGGGAAGCGCUAUGGUGGAUUUGCUGAUGUAGUAGAAGACGUGGUUGAUGCCAGUCGACAGAGGCGUCUUCCUAGUGUCGCUAGUGUUCACAGUACAACAAGCUCGCAACAUGAUCCUACCCUUGUUCGUACACGGAGCAGGAGGAAGUCUGUUGCUUCAAUGGCAUGGAAACAGUUAAAGCAUAAAGCUAUAGCGGGUACAUUGGUUGCAGAAGCUUCCAAAGCACCUCCCAUGACUAGUGUCCCUGAAGGUGGCAGAAGUUUUUGUCCAGCUGCUAUUGCCGAGCCUGAUGAAUUUGAUGAAACAGAUGCAGCAAUUGCAACAGUGGAUGUCAGGGGUUCCAAAGAAUUUGAUGAUGAAGUAUUUUUUGACUUCAUUUCUGAGAGGGCAAGACUAGGGAAAAAACUGACACCACUUCCACCUAUUGAUGAAGCUAAAGAUGUUUUUGAAGAACACAAGACAGAAUCAGAUGAAGAAAAAGAGCCUUUGACUCCAAAAGUAGCUCCUGCAGGUGGAGAUGAAGUUGACACUGCUCCUUGGCUAUCAGAGUUGAAGUUUCCAACCGAGGCCACUUCUCCGCCUGCUGUCUUUCUGGGUCCGGUAGGGGCUGCGCCCAAUGUACGAGGUAAACGAAUGGCGGGAAAACCAGAAGUAACCAAUGCUAAUAGACGUCAGUAUGGAAAGGGACUGGUUGGGCGGUGGAUGAAUAGAACUAUUAAGAGGAAAAGACUUUCAAGUACAGUGAGAAAACAGAUAGAAGAUCUCAGCGAUCACAGGCCUUAUUUUACCUACUGGGUAUCCUUUGUACAAUUGGUUGUGCUGAUUGUCACUCUUGCUGUUUAUGGCUUUGCUCCUAUUGGCUUCACUUUCACUGAACGUAAUGAGCUGAUCAGUAAAAGCCGUCAGGGAACCCUUGUACCAGAGUACUUACAAGAAAGGGAUCUGGAUAACUUCUGGAUUGGACCCAAUCAUGCAGCUUUGAUUCAUCUUGGAGCAAAGUUUGCACCAUGCAUGAGACAUGACAAGCUACUGACAGAGGCUCUUGAGCGAGAACGUUAUGAGGAGGUCAAGUCAGGUUGUUGUAUAAAAACAGAUGGCUCUGGCUGCAUCCAGUCUUCUCCUUCUAAUUGUUCCCAUGCGUUCACAAACUUUCAAGUGUAUUCCAAAGGAAACAAGUCGCGGGCAGUGUGUGGACAAGACCCACAGUUGUGUCAAGAUCCUCCAUCAGUCAAACCUUACGAGUGGAAUCUAUGGGACAUCACAAAAUGGCCUAUCUGCAAGAAGACCAACAAGAACGUCAGUGCUGCUGAUUUCCCUCACAUGACCUGCGAAGUGACAGGACGUCCAUGUUGUGUAGGAACACAAGCACAGUGUAUCAUUGUUAGCCGAGAGGAGUGUGAGUUUAGACGAGGAUAUUUUCACGAGAAUGCUACACUCUGCUCUCAGGUGAACUGUCUGAAAACUAUCUGUGGAAUGAUUCCAUUUAUCAAGCCUAAAGUUGCCGAUCAAGUUUAUCGUCUAUGGAUGGCUUUAUUCCUACAUGCAGGUGUUAUCCAUUUAGCCUGCACGUUGGUGUUUAACUUUACAAUAUUACGUGACCUGGAGAAGUUGGCUGGAUGGAUUCGAAUAACCAUCAUAUAUAUCUUCAGUGGGAUUGGUGGCUACCUCAUUAGUGCUAUCCUUAUUCCUUACCAAGUAGAGGUCGGCCCAUCUGGAUCAAUGUUUGGUAUCAUAGCCUGUCUCUUCGUCGAACUCAUUCAAAGCUGGCAGAUAAUCAAGCGACCAUUAUUAGCGCUCUUAAAACUAUGUGCAGUUGUUCUCCUACUUCUUCUGGUCGGUCUUCUACCUUACGUCGAUAACUUUGCGCACAUGGCUGGUUUUGUCUUUGGGUUCUUCCUUGCCUUCAUCUUCCUGCCUUACAUAACAUUUGGAGAAUGGGACAAGCGUAGGAAGAGGAUACAGAUCCUGAUCGCGUUCGCAAUUGUGAUUAUUCUUUACAUCGUAGGUUUUAUUAUUUUCCUGAAUACCCAGACGGCCACAUGUGUGGGUUGUGAGUACUUGAACUGUCUUCCUUUUACCGUCGAUUUUUGUCAACCGUUCACCUUGGGACAGAAGUUGCAACCAAGAUAGGGGCCAGGAUCAAUCUUUAAUACGUCUUUGAUCGUCACAUCCCAGUGUCUUUUGAGAAUUAAAAAAUGGAUCUGAAUUUAGGAAAAGAGGCUUCACGCUAUGGCCUUUAGAGGCUAAAGUCCUUUGGGGAGAAUUUAAUUUUCCUUGUACUUUAAAUAAUAGCUGACAAUACAAGGUGUAAUCGCCUCUGCACUUUAAGCACAUCAGUUUUAAAUUCUAAAUUCAUUUGUUCCUCCUGUAGAACAGGAGGACGGAGAGACCUGAAUUUGCAAUAUUUAGGAUCACUUUUUCCAUUUAUUAUUUCUUAAAUCAUGUAGGCCAGACGAACUUUGUCUUGUAAUUUACCAUUCUCCUAGGAUCAGAGUUCAUAAUGUUGCUUUUCAUUUUUCGCUAAAAAAAAAUACACCUAAAUCCAAAAUGGUGCACGGCCGGUUGAAAACGAGACAUCCGGAGCCAAAUUUACCAUUUUACAGUAUUUUCUGAUAAAUUGAUGCUGCAAAAUUUUCGCUAUUCUGAAUGUAAGAAGAAAAGAAAGACAGAACAAGUGAACAAGAGUAUACUUUGCAUUGACACCAUAUUAUUUCUUUGCAUUUGGCCCUGGAUGCCUUUCAUGUAACACUGACUCGGCCUUGCGCCAUUUUGGAAUUUGGUGUAUAGGUUAAAACUGUUCAGUGGAAUAGCAAGAUGAGACCCAAAAUCAACCCCAAACACGGAAUGGGAAAUAUCCCAUUCGUCGCAGCCAGAGGGUAAGGUUAGUCUAAGAUGCUUGCAUGCCUACCAGACAUUUAACUGGUUCUUUGACUUUGAAGUCAUUAUUUAUAUGAGAUGCAGGAAUAUUUUGAGUAUAAAGUCAAUAUGAGCCAAGAAAAAAAAAAACAAUCAUGCAUCCUAAUCAUUGCUUUCAAAAUGCUUAGUAGACCAAUAGUAAGGUGUAGUUUGACAGAUCUUUAUCCUAAUUUUAUAGUGUUUUUCUUUUCAGUGUAGUUGUAGGUGUACUGUGAUCGAUGAAUUCUGGUUUUUACUAUGUGGACUCUGCCAAGCAUCCAAAGAGAAAAUAGAAAAAAAUAAUCUGAUAUGAAGUUUUACCCUUUCCUCCCCUUUCUCAUUCUCCUCUUUCUCCACUUUAUCUCCUUUCUCCCUUUCUACUCUAUCCUUUUCUCCCCUUUUUUCCUUUUUUCCUUUCUCCCUUUUCUCCUCUUUCUCCCCUUUAUCUCCUUUCUCCCUUUCUCCUCUAUCAUUUUCUCCCUUUUCUCCCUUUUCUCCUUUUUCUCAUCUUCUCUUUCUCCCCUUUUCUCCCCUUUCUCAACUCUCCUCACAUCCAUUAAACCUUUCUGGUCUCCUACUCUGGUCAGGAGUACCAUCCCCUAUGAAUAAGCAGUAUUGACCAGAAAUUAAAAUUUAACACAAAAUGCUUUGUAGAAUAAGCUAAAAUUGCAAAAGGUUUAUACCUGAGUGUGUGACCAUCAGAAUGUUUAUUUAUGUAGUAUUAAAAUAGAAAAAAAAUUAAAACUGCAUAUAUUUUCA